UUGUGUUUGCUGGAUCUUGCUUAUCUUUUGUGUUCUGGGGUAUAGCCGGAUGAGAUGUUUGAUUCUUCGUAUGAGGGAUUGCUGUCGCUGGGUGAAACGCUUGGCGAGGUUCGGUCAAAGGCUACGCCGUCCGAUGUCAUUGCUUCGCUUCCGACAGGGACUUAUCAAGCGUGGGCGAAGGAGGACAGUGAGACAAGGUGUCCGAUUUGUUUGGAUGAUUAUGGGCGUGACGAUCCUGUUACGAAGCUCGUCGAAUGUACCCAUUGGUUGCAUAAGGCUUGUUUGGAGCAAUGGCUCAGGACCGCGAAUACUUGCCCUGUAUGUCGCAAGAAAGUCAAGGGCUCUCCGAAGUGCCCGUAUAAGCCCAGUCCGACAAGCACGAUUACAAGUGCGGGGACUAGUGGCUCAGGGCCAAGAGAACCUGAAGUGGGAGCAAGUGGCAAUCACGGCCGGUCAUCGAGCUCGGACUCUGCCUCUGGGGUUGUUGCCUUGCGUUUGAGUGAAUUGAUUGGUCGCGCCCGCCGAGGGUCCAACGCCCAAUCAGGGAGCGGUCCCCAGCAGCAAUCAUUAUCCCGUGUACAACCCAAUGCUGUUACCCCUGCCGAGCCGACAAGGUUCAACGGCGGAGGUACCCAUUUCCAUCAUCACCAUCACCACUAUCUUCACAUCCACCCACCCCGUCCUGACCAAUCCCACGGUUCACCGUUCCUAGAUCCUUAUCGUCAACCCCCCUAGCUCGACUGCAAC
Suillus paluster is the source of this 747-nucleotide messenger RNA. RefSeq lists its product as uncharacterized. Bases 55 to 735 code for a protein of 226 amino acids. The record is from RefSeq and is a predicted model, not a curated record. Gene Ontology annotation, molecular function: zinc ion binding. NCBI's taxonomy places the organism in Eukaryota, Fungi, Basidiomycota, Agaricomycetes, Boletales, Suillaceae. The transcript has 3 exons.